AGUGGAAGGAGAGGAACUGAGGCCCCAGGGCGGGGGGUCUGACAGGGAGGGUGUCCCUGUAUCUCUUGCCCAGUGCCUGUCAGGGCCAUGUGAGCAUGGCACAGAGGCCACCCGGGGCCCAGUUCCCAAGAAGAGAGGAUGGGGGGCAGGGAAAGGCAGGUGCAGAACCUGAAGUCCGCCUGGACUGGACUGUGUGAGCAGUGAGUAGGUAGGGGGACAGGCAGCCCACCCAGAGGGGACAGGCUGACUUCUAUCCUUAAUUGAACGAUUCCGAGGCCUGGGUGGCCCUGUGUACAUGCAGACGUCUCCACUAGCUUGUCUCGUUUACGGUCCCAUCUCUCUCCCCUCUCAUCUUUUCUCCCUCCUUCUUGAGUUUCUCUUCCCUGACCUUGCUGUCCUCCUUAUUCCUUGUGCACGAGUUCUCCUCCUUCCCUCCUGCCUCCUCCCUUGCUACCCCUCUGACAAACUGUAUCAGCGAAUCCCUCAACAGUGUCAUAUCUAACUUUUUUUUUAUUCAUUGCAUGAUUUAUUUUUAGCCUGAGACAACUGCAUCCUAAAAAUGGAGUUCCUGAUGAGACAGGGGCUGGGCCCAGUUAUGCGAGGUAUCUGGGGCCUGGCCCGGCCCGGCCCUCAGUCUCCGCACGCCUGUGUCCUGUGCCCAGGAGUACCAGUAGCUGGAGCCCAGGCAGUGGAGAGUUGGUCCUCCGGGCCCAGGAGGGAUAGAGAGGAGGGACCAAAUCUGCCUCUCUGCUCCCCCGCUUCUUGCAACCAGACCUCUGAGAGUCUUCCGGCCACUUUCCUGCCCUCAGUCUUUCUGGGAAAGUGAAACGAAAACCGUUCCCAGAUGAAGAGAACGCACCUGUUCAUCGUGGGGGUCUACCUGCUGUCCUCCUGCAGGGCAGAAGAGGGACUCAACUUCCCCACGUAUGACGGCAAGGACCGCGUGGUAAGCCUCACUGAGAAGAACUUCAAGCAGGUUUUGAAGAAAUACGACUUGCUCUGCCUCUACUACCACGAGCCUGUGUCUUCAGACAAAGUCGCGCAGAAACAGUUCCAACUGAAAGAAAUUGUGCUGGAGCUUGUGGCCCAGGUCCUGGAACAUAAAGAUAUAGGCUUUGUGAUGGUGGAUGCCAAGAAAGAAGCCAAGCUUGCCAAGAAACUGGGUUUUGACGAAGAAGGAAGUCUGUAUGUUCUUAAGGGCGAUCGCACAAUUGAGUUUGAUGGCGAAUUUGCAGCUGACGUCCUGGUGGAGUUUCUCCUGGACCUAAUUGAGGAUCCCGUGGAGAUCAUCAACAGCAAACUGGAAGUCCAAGCCUUUGAACGCAUCGAGGACCACAUCAAGCUCAUUGGCUUUUUCAAGAGUGAAGACUCGGAGUAUUACAAGGCUUUUGAAGAGGCAGCUGAACACUUCCAACCUUACAUCAAAUUUUUUGCUACGUUCGACAAAGGGGUUGCAAAGAAAUUAUCCUUGAAGAUGAAUGAGGUUGACUUCUACGAGCCAUUUAUGGAAGAGCCCAUUGCCAUACCUGACAAACCUUACACAGAAGAGGAGCUCGUGGAGUUUGUCAAGGAGCACCAAAGACCCACCUUACGUCGCCUGCGCCCAGAAGAUAUGUUUGAAACAUGGGAAGAUGAUUUGAAUGGGAUCCACAUUGUGGCCUUUGCAGAGAGGAGUGACCCAGAUGGUUACGAGUUCCUGGAAAUCCUGAAACAGGUUGCCAGGGACAACACGGACAACCCUGACCUGAGCAUCGUGUGGAUUGACCCGGAUGACUUUCCUCUGCUUGUUGCCUAUUGGGAAAAGACUUUCAAGAUUGAUCUAUUCAAGCCACAGAUUGGGGUGGUGAAUGUGACAGAUGCCGACAGCGUCUGGAUGGAGAUCCCAGAUGAUGACGACCUGCCCACAGCUGAGGAGCUGGAAGACUGGAUCGAGGAUGUGCUUUCCGGGAAGAUAAACACUGAAGACGACGACAAUGAAGAUGAGGACGACAGGGAUGAUGACGAUGACGAUGACGAUGACGACGACAAUUCUGAUGAGGAUAAUGAUGACAGUGAUGACGAUGAUGAGUAGCCCCCACCCCGGAUGACUGAUCAAAGCAAAAUCACAGCUACACGACCAUGCAGACAGCACGGCGGGGGACAGCACACAGCCCUGGCCUCCGCCUGCCGGCUCCUUCCCCCUUGCCCAUCCCUUUCCCCAACCCCUUCUCAUCAGGAGCUGUACCAUUCAGCAAAUGCCUCUAAACCCAGUAAUCCCACUCAGCAGGAACAAGUGGGGGAAUUAUUGCCAUGUGGACUGUCUUGAUUGUCUUGGAAAAACUCUUGUUCUUUGCCAGACCGUCAGCGGUCGUAGCAGUGCUGGAAUCCAGUGGUCUGGUCAAACAAUCCCUGACACCGCUACUCAAGUU
Messenger RNA from Panthera uncia (snow leopard), 2408 nucleotides. It is a transcript of the gene CASQ2, whose product is annotated as calsequestrin 2. The record is from RefSeq and is a predicted model, not a curated record. Gene Ontology annotation, biological process: regulation of cardiac muscle contraction by regulation of the release of sequestered calcium ion. The transcript has 11 exons. The coding region runs from base 845 to 2071 and encodes 408 amino acids. Gene Ontology annotation, molecular function: calcium ion binding. NCBI's taxonomy places the organism in Eukaryota, Metazoa, Chordata, Mammalia, Carnivora, Felidae. Gene Ontology annotation, cellular component: sarcoplasmic reticulum lumen.